Messenger RNA from Fukomys damarensis (Damara mole-rat), 9326 nucleotides. Its product is annotated as unconventional myosin-XV. The coding region runs from base 1094 to 8353 and encodes 2419 amino acids. Gene Ontology annotation, cellular component: myosin complex; cytoskeleton. Lineage: Eukaryota; Metazoa; Chordata; Mammalia; Rodentia; Bathyergidae. The record is from RefSeq and is a predicted model, not a curated record. The transcript has 65 exons. Gene Ontology annotation, molecular function: protein binding; ATP binding; cytoskeletal motor activity.
GGGUUUGCGCCGCAGAGCUGGGACGGCCUUCGGCUUCCCUGGAGCCUCCCCACUGGUGUCGAAGAGGCGAGCCUGGCCCCCUCUGUCCUCACCCCAGCCUUCACUGAGGAACCUCCCAGGCCCAGGCUGCCUCUCGCCCCUAGGAUCCCUGUCCCCUCAGCUGUCCCUCCGUCAGGGGCCAUUCCAGCCCCCCUUCCCACCUCCACUUCGCCGACCUCGAUCCCUGCGGGAGCCCCUGGCCCAGCACAGAGCUUCUGGGCACCUGGGCCCACCCCACUUGCCAGCGCCAGCGCUGGGUUCACCCGGCCUGCCCUUGCGACCCUCUCUGCUGGGCCACCGUCCAAGGCAGCUAUCCCUCAACUUACCCUCGCGCUUCCCGCACACGUGGCGGCGCCUCAGCGAACCACCCACCCGUGCAGUAAAGCCUCGCGUGCUCCAGCCCUUCCACCGGUCUCCCAGUGCAGGCUCUUGGAGAGUGGCUGCCAGGCUCCCAGAGCACAAGGAGAGCCAACAGGAACCUGAGGAUUCUGACACACUCUGGACUGUGCCCCCACUGGGCCCCAGCUGGGAUGUGGGUGUGCCUCCCACCCAGCGCCCACCCUCCCCCUGGCCUGGAGGUGUGGGUAGCCUUCGUGGCUUUUCCAGGGCAUCCCGGCUGCCCAAGGAUCCCUUCCUUCAGCACGUGGGCUCCCUGCCAUCCCCUGCUCCCCAGCCUGAGGACCCGACCUCCGACUCAACCAGUGUCUUCUUGGGCAGAUACCAGGACCCAGGGCCUGGACAGCUUAACAAAUCAGCCUGCUCAAUUCCUGAGCAUCCUGAAGAAGCUACCCGGAUAGACCCUCAGGCACCAACAGAUCCUGGGACUUGGAUCCCAACAUCUCCCAAGGAUGUGGCCCCAGAGAAGAAGGUGUUAAAGCUCAGCCUCUCAUACCCACUGGCCACAUGUGACCAGGCAAGGGCCACAUGGCCACCAUGGCGCCGCUGGAAGACACUGUCCAGAGCUCCAGCCCCCUUGGCACCCACUGGGCCCCCAGGGCCCCUCCCCAAGGUGGGUGAGCAGCUUCAGGCUCGCCCUGGGCGUUUUGCAGUGGUCAUGCCUCAGGUGCGAAAAUUGACUUCUUUCCAGCGAGCUGGGCCUGCCACCCUGAAGACCCCAGAACAGUCAGCCCCAGAACCUGAGCAUGGUCCAGAGCCCCGAGCCUACAACUUUCAGUGGCCUCACCUCUGGCUGCAGGCAAAUGCCCACCUGCCCUGGCCACAAAUACACACCUGUCAUCAGUCUCACCUCCUGGGCCCUGGAGCUGGCUGCCUGUCCCUCAGGGGCCCCUGGGAAGAUGUUGGCCCCAAAACCUGGCCGAACAAGAUGCACUCCAUCCGAAACCUGCCUUCUAUGCGGAGCCAUGAGCAGCCUAGGGAAGACGGUGUGGAGGAUAUGACGCAGCUGGAAGACCUGCAGGAGACCACUGUGCUGUCCAAUCUCAAAACCAGAUUUGAACGGAACCUCAUCUAUACGUACAUCGGCAGCAUCUUGGUGUCCGUGAACCCAUACCAAAUGUUCGGGAUCUAUGGGCCGGAGCAGGUGCAGCAGUACAGCGGGAGGGCCCUGGGAGAUAAUCCACCACACCUCUUUGCGAUUGCUAAUCUCGCCUUCACCAAAAUGCUUGAUGCCAAGCAGAACCAAUGCAUAAUCAUCAGUGGAGAGAGCGGCUCUGGCAAAACCGAGGCCACCAAGCUGAUUCUGCGCUACCUGGCUGCCAUGAACCAGAAGCGGGAUGUCAUGCAGCAGAUAAAGAUCCUGGAAGCAACACCCCUCUUGGAGUCCUUCGGCAACGCCAAAACUGUCAGGAAUGACAACUCCAGCCGCUUCGGGAAGUUCAUGGAGAUCUUUCUAGAAGGGGGCGUGAUCUCUGGUGCCAUAACCUCCCAGUACCUGCUGGAGAAAUCCCGGAUUGUGUUUCAGGCCAAAAAUGAGAGGAAUUACCACAUUUUCUAUGAGCUCUUGGCGGGGCUGCCAGCUCAACUGCAGCAGGCCUUCAGCCUUCAGGAAGCUGAGACAUACUACUACCUGAACCAGGGUGGGAACUGUGAGAUCGCAGGGAAGAGCGAUGCUGAUGACUUCCACCGGCUCCUGGCUGCCAUGGAGGUGCUGGGCUUCAGCAGCGAGGACCAAGACAGCAUCUUCCGCAUCCUGGCCUCCAUCCUCCACCUGGGCAAUGUGUACUUUGAGAAGUAUGAGACAGAUGCACAGGAGGUGGCCUCGGUGGUGAGUGCCCGGGAGAUCCAGGCUGUGGCUGAGCUGCUGCAGAUCUCCCCUGAGGGCCUGCAGAAAGCCAUCACCUUCAAAGUGACCGAGACAAUGAGAGAGAAAAUCUUCACACCCCUGACUGUGGAGAGUGCUGUGGAUGCCAGGGAUGCCAUCGCCAAGGUCUUGUACGCGCUGCUGUUUGGCUGGCUGAUUGCCAGGGUCAAUGCACUGGUAUCUCCACAGCAGGACACACUGUCCAUUGCCAUCCUGGACAUCUAUGGCUUUGAGGACCUGAGUUUCAACAGCUUUGAGCAGCUGUGCAUUAACUACGCCAAUGAGAACCUCCAGUACCUUUUUAACAAGAUCAUCUUCCAAGAGGAGCAGGAGGAGUAUAUCCGUGAGCAGAUUGACUGGCGGGAGAUCACCUUUGCUGACAAUCAGCCCUGCAUCAACCUCAUUUCACUAAGGCCCUACGGCAUCCUGCGUAUCCUUGACGACCAGUGCUGCUUUCCCCAGGCCACAGACCACACAUUCCUGCAGAAGUGCCACUACCACCAUGGCACCAACCCACUGUACUCCAAACCUAAGAUGCCACUACCUGAGUUCACCAUCAAGCACUAUGCAGGCAAGGUCACCUACCAGGUGCACAAGUUCUUAGAUAAGAACCAUGACCAGGUGCGCCAGGAUGUGCUGGACCUGUUUGUGCAGAGUCGGACAAGGGUGGUGGCACACCUCUUCUCCAGCCAUGCCCUGCAGGCUUCCCCUCAGCGUCUGGGCAAGAGCAGCUCCAUGACCCGACUCCACAAGGCACACACAGUGGCCGCCAAGUUCCAGCAGUCACUCUUGGAUCUGGUGGAAAAGAUGGAGAGGUGUGACCCCUUGUUUGUGCGUUGCCUGAAGCCCAACCACAAGAAGGAGCCGAGUCUCUUUGAGCCAGAUGUGGUGAUGGCCCAGCUACGCUAUUCGGGGGUUCUGGAGACUGUGCGGAUCCGCAAGGAGGGCUUCCCAGUACGCCUCCCCUUCCAGAUGUUCAUUGACAGGUACCGCUGCCUGGUGGCCCUCAAGCACGACCUGCCAGCUAAUGGAGACAUGUGUGUGUCCGUGCUGAACCGCCUGUGCACAGUCGUGCCGAACAUGUAUCGUGUUGGGGUCAGCAAGCUGUUCCUUAAGGAGCAUCUGCACCAGCUGCUGGAAAGCAUGCGGGAGCACAUCCUGAACCUGGCAGCCCUCACAUUGCAACGCUGCCUCCGUGGCUUCUUCAUCCAGCGGCGCUUCCACUCCCUGCGCCGAAAGAUCAUCCUACUGCAGAGCCGGGCUCGAGGCUACCUUGCCAGGCAACGCUACCAGCAGAUGCGCAGGAGUCUGGUGAAGUUCCGAGCCCUGGUGCACACAUAUGUAGAACGCCGGCGCUACUUCAAGCUGAGGGCAGAACGCAGGCGCCGGGUGGAGGAGGUGCGGCUGCGGGAGCAGGAGGAGCUGAGCAAGCGUGAAGUGGUGGCUGUGGGACACCUGGAGGUCCCACCUGAGCUGGCUGGGCUCUUGCAAGAAAUGGCAGGCCUCAGGCUGCCCAAAGCUCCUCAAGUGGCCCCUGUGCGGACGCCCCGGCUCCAGACUGAACCCCGAGUCACACUGCCCCUAGAUAUCAACAACUACCCCAUGGCCAAGUUUGUCCGAUGCCACUUCAAGGAGCCUACCUUUGGGAUGCUGACAGCCCCCUUGAGGACACCCCUCACACGGCUGCCAGCUGAGCACCAUGCAGAGGCUGUGAGCAUCUUCAAGCUGGUCCUGCGUUUCAUGGGUGACCCCCAUCUGCACGGUGCCCAGGAGAACGUCUUUGGGAACUACAUCGCGCAAAAGGGGCUGGUGGCGCCUGAGCUGCGGGAUGAGAUCCUAGCGCAGCUGGCCAACCAGGUGUGGCACAAUCACAAUGCUCACAAUGCUGCACGUGGCUGGCUGCUGCUGGCCACCUGCCUCAGCAGCUUUGCACCAUCUUCGCGCCUUGACAAGUUCCUCCUGAAGUUUGUGUCUGAUUAUGGGCGGAAUGGCUUCCAGGCAGUGUGUCAGCACCGUCUCAUGCAGGCCAUGGGCCAGGCCCAACAGCAAGGCUCUGGGGCCGCCCGCACUUUUCCCCCGACCCAGCUUGAGUGGAUCACCACCCUCCGGAAGGCCAGCAUGGCACUGGAUGUGAGCUGCUUCAAUGGUGACCAGUUCUCCUGCCCAGUGCACUCCUGGAGCACGGGGGAAGAGAUGGCCGGAGACAUUCUGAGGCACAGGGGGCUGACUGAUGGCUGGCGAGGCUGGACAGUAGUCAUGAAGAAUGGUGUCCAGUGGGCAGAGCUGGCUGGCCACGACUACGUGCUGGAUCUGGUGUCAGACCUGGAGCUCCCCAGGAGCUUCCCACGGCAGAAGUCCUACUUCAUUGUGGGUGCAGAAGGGCCGGUGGCCAGCAGGGGAGGCCCCAGAGUGCUAUUUGGGAACAGCUGGGACUCAGAUGAGGACACGCCCAUUAAACCUCAGCCCGAGGGCCACACUUCCGAAGUGCCUGACUCCGAGGGGUACUGCAGCCACAAUGAGGACAGUACAAGCAGGGAGCCUGAGGCCCAGAGAGGGACAGCAACCCGUCGAGAUCUGGACAGCCUUGGAGAGUCCACUGUGCCCCCCAAGGGGUUGGACUGCUACCUGGACAGCCUCUUCAACCCUGUGUUAUCCUACGGGGAUGUGGACCUGGAGAAGCCUACAGCCAUUGCCUACCGCAUGAAAGGGGGAGGCCAGCCUGAUGAAGCUGGAAGUAGCAGUACUGAAGACCCCCUCAAGAAAGGCCCAGAACCAAAGCUAAAGCCAAUCCCUGGCCUGGACACCUCCACACUGGCUCUGCAGCAAGCCUUCAUCCACAAACAGGCCGUGCUCCUGGCCCGGGAGAUGACCCUGCAGGCCAUGGUGCUCCAGCAGCCACCUCUGAGUCCUUCCCUGAGACCCUUGCCCCCAGAGAAACCCAUAGCACCAGAGGCAUGGCCGAAGUGUGUAGGCACUGGUCCCCCUGCCAAACCUGUGCUCCUGCGCUCCUCUCCAAGGCCUAUGGCUCCAGCCUUCCUGGCCAAGGCCCCAAGGCCCCCCACCAAGCCUGUGGCUGCCCCCAUUCUAGCUCAGGACCAGGCUUCACCAGAAAAGAUGUCAUCCUCCCCAGAGCUGGUCCGGUACUCCACACUCAACUCGGAACACUUUCCACAACCUACUCAGCAGAUCAGGGAGAUCAUCAGGCAGUACCAGCAGCCACUCCGGGGGUGUCGCCCUGAGGCGCUCAGGAAAGAUGGAGGGAAAGUGUUCAUGAAGCGACCUGACCCUCACGAGGAGGCCCUGAUGCUCCUGAAGGGACAGAUGGCUCACCUGCCAGCAGCACCUGGCACUCAGGUGUCCAGAGAGGCUGUGGCCCUGGUGAAGCCAGUGACCAGUGCAACAAAGACAUCUAGGGUGCCCACUUCAGCACUGCCUUUGAGAUUACUGGAGCCCCCUGAGGAACCUGUGCAGACACGGCUGCAUCGCCUCAUCAACCCCGACUUCUAUGGCUACCAAAAUGCCCCCUGGCGGAUCUUCCUUCGCAAAGAGGUGUUUUACCCCAAGGACAACUACAGCCACCCCGUGCAGCUGGACCUCCUGUUCAGGCAGAUCCUGCACGACACACUGUCAGAGGCCUGCCUGCGCAUCUCCCAGGAUGAGAGGCUCAGGAUGAAGGCCCUCUUUGCCCAGAACCAGCUGGAUACACAGCAGCCUCUGGUAACAGAGAGUAUGAAGCAGGCUGUGGUCGACACUGCCCGAGACAGCUGGGAGGUCUACUUCUCUCGUCUCUUUCCUGCCACGGGGAGCGUAGGAACUGGCGUGCAGAUCCUAGCUGUGUCCCACACGGGCAUCAAACUCCUGCGGAUGGUCAAGAGCAGCCAGGAGACCAGUGGACAGCUGCAUGUCCUGCGUGCAUACAGCUUUGCAGACAUCUUGUUUGUGACCAUGCCCUCACACAACAUGCUGGAGUUCAACUUGGCCAGCGAGAAGGUCAUCCUCUUCUCAGCCCGAGCUCACCAGGUCAAGACCCUGGUGGACGACUUCAUUCUGGAGCUGAAGAAGGACUCUGACUACGUGGUUGCCGUGAGGAACUUCCUGCCUGAGGACCCAGCACUGCUGGCCUUCCACAAGGGUGACAUCAUUCACCUGCAGCCUCUGCAACCACCUCGAGCAGGAUACAGUGCCGGCUGUGUGGUCCGCAAGAAGGUGGUAUACUUGGAGGAGCUACAACGCAGAGGCCCUGACUUUGGCUGGCGAUUUGGGACCGUCCAUGGGCGUGUGGGCCGCUUCCCUUCUGAGCUAGUGCAGCCUGCCGCUGCCCCUGACUUCCUGCAGCUACCAUCUGAGCCAGGACGGGGCCGAGCUGCAGCUGUGGCUGCUGCUGUGGCCUCUACAGCUGCUGCACAGGAGGUGGGCCGCAGGAGAGAGGGUCCCCCAGUCAGGGCCCAUUCUGCUGACCGUGGAGAGGAUGUCCUGGAAUUUUCACCAUAUUCAAUGCUUGAGUUUGCCCAGAAGUAUUUCCGAGAUCCUCAGAGGCGGCUCCAGGAUGGCCUCAAGCCGAAAUGCAAGGAGGGCCGAGAGUCCAGAACCUUGGAGGACAUGAUUUGCUUCACUAAGACCCCGAUCCAAGAAUCCCUUAUUGAGCUCAGUGAUAGCAACCUCAACAGGAUGGCCACAGACAUGUUCCUAGCUGUGAUGAGGUUCAUGGGAGAUGCCCCACUGAAGGGCCAGAGCGAACUGGAUGUACUCUGCACCCUCCUGAAGCUUUGUGAGGACCAUGAGGUCAUGCAAGAUGAGUGUUACUGCCAAAUUGUGAGGCAGAUCACAGAUAAUACCAGCUCCAAGAAAGACAGCUGCCAGCGAGGCUGGAGGCUGCUGUACAUAAUGGCUGCCUACCACAGCUGCUCGGAGGUCCUCCACCCACACCUCAUGCGUUUUCUCCAGCAUGUGAACAGGACCCCAGGCCUGCCCUUCCAGGGGAUUGCUAAGGCCUGUGAGCAGAAUCUGAAGAAGACCCUGCGCUUCGGGGGACGUCUGGAACUCCCCAGUAGCAUGGAGCUCCGGGCCAUGUUGGCAGGUCGCAGUUCCAAGAGGCAGCUUUUCCUUCUUCCUGGAGGCCUUGAACGUCAUUUAAAAAUCAAAACAUGCACUGUGGCCCUGGACGUGGUGGAGGAGAUCUGUGCUGAGAUGGCUCUGACACGCCCAGAGGUGUUCGAUGAGUAUGUGAUCUUCGUUGUUACCAACCGAGGCCAGCAUGUGUGCCCGCUCAGCCGCUGUGCCUACAUCCUGGAUGUGGCCUCAGAGAUGGAGCAGGUGGAUGUUGGCUUCAUGCUGUGGUUCCGGCGCAUACUCUGGGAUCAGCCGCUCAAGUUUGAGAAUGAGCUGUAUGUGACUAUGCACUACAACCAGGUGCUGCCUGACUACUUGAAGGGCCUUUUCAGCAGCGCACCAGCCGGCCGGCCCAGUGAGCAGCAGCUGCAGCAGGUGUCCAAGCUGGCCUCACUGCAGCACCGUGCCAGGGACCACCUCUACUUUCCCAGCGUGAGAGAGGUCCAGGAGUACAUCCCAGCCCAGCUGUACCGCACUAUGGCUGGCUCGGCUUGGCUCAACCUGAUUGGCCAGCACAGGCAGCAGAUGCAGGCACUCAGCCCCCACCAAGCCCGUGCCCAGUUCCUGGGCCUCCUCAGUGCCUUUCCUAUGUUUGGCUCCUCCUUCUUCUUCAUCCAGAGCUGCAGCAACAUUGCUGUGCCAGUCCCCUGCAUCCUAGCUGUCAACCACAAUGGCCUCAACUUCCUCAGCAUUGAGACCCAUGAGCUGAUGGUGAAGUUCUCUCUGAAGGAGAUCCAGUCUACACGGACCCAGCGACCCACAGCCAACUCUAGCUAUCCCUAUGUGGAGAUUGCGCUGGGAGAUGUGGUGGCCCAGCGCACCAUGCAGCUGCAGCUGGAGCAGGGUCUGGAGCUAUGUCGUGUGGUGGCUGUGCAUGUGGAGAACCUACUCAGUGCCCGGGAGAAACGGCUCACACUGCCCCCCAGUGAGAUCACCCUGCUCUGAUCUGGCGUCCAGCCCUCCAGAUGCCUUCUGCCAGAAGACUCCCUGAGUGGCCCCUGGACCUCUUUGAGCCAGUGACCCCCAAAAGGGGCAAAGAGGAAAGCACAGGAGGAAGGAGGAGCAACCCAUGAACCCAAGAGGAGAGAUCCAGAGUUGGGUUAGAGUCACAGCAUGCAGACUUGGGCCAGACAGCAAGAGAAACUGUCAAAGGCUGGCCCACAGUACAGGGGCUCAUGGGCCUCCUGCUGGGUGUCUGCCACAGACUCUGCUUCUGAUUCCCCUGUGGCAGGGAAGCCCCACAACAGCCUGUAUUUGGUUUACUCAGGGCCUGAUGCUUGAAUCUAUAUCAGCGUCACCUCCCAACCCCCCAAUGUCCUCCUCAGGUGUGUCUCACCCCAGACCUGUGACCCUUGGUCAUUUUUGUGCCUGGUAGCCUACUUCCUCUGUGAAGUUGCUAAGUAGCUGGACAACAAGCCGAGGUAGGAGGCAGGAAUUGGAGGCAAAGCUGUGCCCCAUUCACUGUCUAUGAUCAGCACAUCAAGAGAGACAUCUGCCUUUGUUCUCCUUGUAUGUCUGUCCCUCUACUCUGCACUCCUUGGGUAGCCCCAACCCCAUAACCUCACCACUGAAUGAGCCACACAAGGUUCAAGAGAUUGAUCCCCGGUACCAAAACAAGGAGGGUGUAUAAUGGAAAAAGAGAAGUUUGGAAAAGAACUUCCCAGAGAAUGGUGCCCUAGGGUUGAGUUUUGAAGGAUGCCUAGGAGGGUUUUGUUUAGUUUUGUUUUUUUGGUGCUGGGGAUCAAACUCAGGACCUUGCGCUUAUGAGGCAGGUGGUAGCACCACUGAGCUAAAUCCCUGGCCAGCCUAGGAGUUUCUUAAGAAUAGACUGAGGGGGGAAAAAAAAAAGAUGGAAAGGAUAGGAAUAAAUAUUCCAAACAGAAAACUGUUUCUUUGCUGUAUCCCCUGGAGCUUUGGA